Messenger RNA from Penicillium manginii, 891 nucleotides. RefSeq names its product Efflux pump. The transcript has 2 exons. Gene Ontology annotation, molecular function: transmembrane transporter activity. The coding region runs from base 1 to 891 and encodes 296 amino acids. Lineage: Eukaryota; Fungi; Ascomycota; Eurotiomycetes; Eurotiales; Aspergillaceae. The record is from RefSeq and is a predicted model, not a curated record. Gene Ontology annotation, biological process: transmembrane transport.
AUGGGCGGUGCUUUGGCUGAAGCUUCAUCUUGGAGAUGGAUAUUUUGGAUCAACCUUCCAAUUUGUGGAAUUGGCUUCGUGCUAAUCAUCGCCUUCUUGAACCAGAAAUCAGUCCCUGGAUCCCUGAUCUCAAAGUUGGUCAAGGUUGAUUGGAUUGGUGCUUUUUUGCUUACGGCUUCUGCAACCAGUUUGUUACUUACCCUUUCCUGGGGCAACGUCAUGUAUCCAUGGUCUUCCUGGCAUACAAUAUUACCACUCAUAUUGGGUGUGGUCGGCAUGGCUGGAUUUGUGAUGUAUGAUGGCAAGGUGCCGCAUGACCCGAUAGUUCGCCUCGCUAUUUUCAAAGAGAGGACCGCAUUGGUUACCUACAUGGGAACCUGUAUUCACGAGAUCGUCCUUUGGUGUCUUCUCUACUAUCUUCCUUUAUACUACAAAUGUGUUAAAGGAUAUAGUGCUAUAUUCCCCGGCAUGGGAUCGCUUUCGAUGGGCCAUUUGGAGCGGAUGGUUUCUGAGUACCCUGGGAAUGGGCGUCCUCUAUCUGCUAGGCCAGACAGCUCGAUUUCAGCAUGUGCAUUCCUGAAUCUUGUACCCGGAUUGGGACUCGGAAUGCUUUAUAAUAGUCAAGCGUAUGUGACCCAGGCUGCAGCUGAAGAGCAAGACUCCGCACAUGCAGCAACGAUGUAUAUCUUCUCACGGUCUUUCGGGCAGAGCAUUGGAGUUGCCGUCGGCGGUGCUAUAUUCCAGUCCCAAUUCGCUGUCAAUCUUAGAGCCUACCCACAACUAGCAUCGGAAGCGAGUUCUUUGGUCGAGUUGGUCAAGGCCAUGCAGCCUAGCUCGCCGCGGCGGAUUAUGAUUGUUGCCGCAUAUGCAGAUAGCUUGAAAGUGGUAUAG